AUGGAGUGUCUCAAGAAAGUCGCCUACCAACAAAGGAGGAUCUGCAGAACAUUCUCCAGAACAUCGCUGAACUCCGUAGCACCCGAUCGUAAGAUUCCGGAGCACAUAAGAAAGAAGCGACAGUCCUAUCAGGACUACUUGGACAAUCUUGGCCGAGCCGACUACGACGUUCGAAUAGAGGAAGUUCGAAAGCUAGUGUCAUUAUCCACAGGAUGGCAGAAUAUACUCUAUCCGUUCGGCUCAUGGGCAAUGGACGAGCAGCUGUUGGGCCAGGCUGGACGAGAAACGCAGACGAAUCUCGGCUUCGACUGUCCGUUUUUUGGUUUCAGGUUCAACUAUACCUUCGUCUACCCGAUGGGUAUGAUAUCAUUCGCGAUGCCGUCGUUUACCGCACCUCCAUGGACUUUCCCAAAUCCUUCAUGGCCGAAGCAACGG
Molecule: messenger RNA, 435 nt
Organism: Ostertagia ostertagi
Lineage: Eukaryota; Metazoa; Nematoda; Chromadorea; Rhabditida; Trichostrongylidae
Source: the annotation of a GenBank genome assembly